AAACGGGAGCAUUGGAACGGCAGGUGUCCGGAAAAAUCCGCUUGAAAUUGUGUCACAGUUUGGUCGAAAAUUCGGAGAGCAAAGGGCGUAUACCUGAACCAUCAUGUAAAAGAGAGAAAGUGAAAAAGCGUGUGGGAGAGCAAGAUCGAAUGAGAGUUGAAUGUGUGUUUCUGUGUGUGUGUGCGCGCGUUGACCAUUAUUUACUGAGGGUGUGUGCGUGGUGGUGGUGCAAACUCGGACGAACAAGAAGAGAAAUUUUGGGGCCGACUUUUUUCCAGCCCGAGUGUGGUGUUAUCAGGUGUUUGAUUUUUGCUCAAUAAUAUAGUAAAUAUUGGUUUCUUAUAAAUCAGAUAUCAUUCUUGGAAAGAUAAAAUGGCGGAAACAGAGACAGCACCACAUACAAACGGCAUUGAUACUAUAGCAGAAGAAGAAGAAUGCAACAAAACGCGGCCGGCAGAUAUCGAAGCAGAUAUGCGCGAAAUGGAGCGCCGCAAACGGGUGGAGGUAAUGAUGAGCUCUCGUCUUUUCCGUGAGGAACUUGAGCGAAUUGUGGACAGUCAGAUGCGCGAUGGAGGAUCACACAAUAUCCUUCAGCAGUUGUCUGAUAUAAUGGGGAUGCCCGCUGCUCGUGUUGGCAGUGUAUUCAAGAGUUCCAACUGUGUUGUUCCCAUUAAUGAUAUUCGUGGUAUGGAGGCCAUGGGAUACGAAAAAGGCGAAAAAAUCCUUCGCUGUAAACUGGCCGCUGCCUUCCGGCUGGUUGAUUUGUACGGCUGGGCUCAGGGCAUUAAUAGUUUGAUAACAGCUCGACUCAAUGCCGACCAGGAGCUGUUCUUGGUCAAUCCAUUCGGUGUCCUGAACCAUGAAAUCACAGCAUCUUCGCUAAACAAAGUGAACAUGCAAGGACAAAUUGUCGAGCAGGGGACAACCAACUUCGGCGUGAACACUAGUCAAUUUACACUGCACUCCGUGAUUCACGCUGCAAGACCUGAUAUUAGAUGUGCAAUAUACGUCGGUUGCAACGCAGUAGUUGCAAUUUCUGCUUUGAAACAAGGACUGCUUCCGUUAACUAAGGAUAGCGCUUUGCUCGGAGAAAUCUCCGUGCAUACGUAUACCGGAGCGCUUAAUGAACCGGAAGAAAAGGAUAAAUUGUUGCGCAGCCUUGGGCCAGUAUCGAAGGUCUUGUUGCUAUCAAAUCAUGGCGCCAUUUGCUGUGGAGAAACCGUCGAGGAAGCUUUUUAUGCUGUCACUCACAUUGUGGCAGCGUGCGAAGCGCAGCUAAAACUAUUGCCAGUGGGUUUGGAUAAUCUGGUUGUAAUUCCCGAAGAAACACGCAAGGCGAUCUACGACGCUUCGCGGAAACCCCCAGAGGGCGUUGCAUCGAGUGCCGUAUCCGCGGAUAAUAAGGAGCGUUCACAGGCUCCGAAAUGGCGAGUGGGUGGUGCCGAAUUUGAAGCAUUAAUGCGGAUGUUGGACAAUGCCGGUUUCAGAACCGGAUAUAUCUACAGAAACCCAUUGGUGAAGAAUGAUCUUCCCAAACCGAAAAAUGACGUAGAAGUGCCGCCAGCCGUCUCCUCGUUAGGCUAUUUGAUCGAAGAGGAGGAGUUGUUUAAGCAAGGCAUCUGGAAGAAAGGCGAUUUUCGCAAAGGUGGCGAUCGUUCAAGGUGGUUAAAUUCACCGAACGUCUAUCAAAAGGUCGAAGUUCUGGAAACCGGCACACCAGACCCGAAGAAGAUCACAAAGUGGAUUGAUGCAAACGUUGAUGAGUGGGUUGCGGAAGCUUCGCCAACGCAUUCUUCAACGCCGGUUAAGAUCGAUAGCGCGAUGCAAUUCGUCCCUCCUAAUACCAAUCCGAAAGAGUUUAAGCGAAUUCAACAACAGAUCAAGGAUUAUCGACGGGCAGAUAAGAUUUCUGCUGGUCCACAAUCGCACAUUCUGGAAGGUGUUUCCUGGGAUGAAGCAAACCGACUGAAAGAUGCUAACGUAUCUGCAACUGGUGAUCACGUUGUCCUCAUGGGUGCCGCCUCAAAGGGCAUUAUUCAGCGGGGCUACCAACACAACGCAACAGUAUAUAAAGCGCCGUAUGCUAAGAAUCCGUUCGACUCCGUUACUGACGAUGAGCUGAAUGAAUACAAGAAAACCGUCGAGAAGAAGCGACAAGGUGACUAUACCGACACAGAUUUCUCCGAAUCCGAGGCAUUAAGUUCUUUCCAAAUUUCGGAAAAGACCAAGAACCAAACCAUGAGUCCUCCCAGCCAGUCAGAGCCUGAAGACACUGCCGCAGAACAUCAGGUGCUUAGAAUAGAGACAAAGCAAGCUCCCAAGCCUAGUCAGCCAGAAGUUGUACUAAGUGACGGUGAACAUGUACAAAAUGGUGACCACUCGGAUACUCAUAUGAGCACGUUUUCACACAGCAGCAAAGAGGAUGUGUCUACCGAAGGUUCUCCCAAGAAGGAUAAAAAGAAGAAGAAGGGCUUACGGACACCUUCAUUUUUGAAGAAGAAGAAGGACAAGAAGCGAAUCGAGGCCUAAAUCACAACAUAAACAGCACUCAGCGACGAUUUUUUUACAAAAAAAAACAAUUUUGAUUAAACUAUAUUAUGUCUUUUUCCUGAAACAUAAAGUAAAGAACGAAAAAAUACGGUAAAAGUAUCCGCAUAUAAAGGAAAAUCUUUAUUAUAAAAAUAUGUCACUUUGAGAUAAAGCGAUAUUCCUAUUAGUAGCGGUAAACACUCUAAUAAGGCACGCGGGCACAAUAAAAGCAUUUGCUGAAGCAGUCACGUCACGUCGUAUGAUGAAGAAAGAAUGAAUUCGGAUCACGAAAAAAGAUGUAACUCCCCUCAUUAGAUGUAGGAGAUGAAUGUUAUUGUAAAUCUUUUUGCCACAAACAUCAAUCAAGUGCAUUUUGUUGGUAGGUAUGUGACAACCACGCAAGUUAGAACAAAGUUAGAAAUCCAGCUUGAUUAUAAUUAUAAAAGAGAGGAAUAUUAAGCGGAAAACGAUGUUGAAGCGACUAGAUGAUUAGAAAUAAAAUGUGAAAGUGAAGCUAAAUUGCGCAUAUAUUUUUGGGUUACCUAUUUGAAAAUUAUUGUUUAUUUAUUAUCUUUACAUAUAAAAAAAAACGGAAAAAUGCGUCAUUUUGCAGUUGCAGCUGAUGUUGAACGACGUUGAAUAUAGUAAGGCACUGUCGCUGUUUAUCACUCGAUCAUGAAAAAUCAUACAAGAGUCAUUCUAGCUGGAGCCGUACCGCUGUUUGCAUAAAAAUACAAAAUAAGCACAGAUUCAGGUUGUUCUUCACAUUUCGUGAUAUUUGCAAAGUUAAAAAGGUAUUUUUUAUUCAUCCAAGCUAAUCGUGUAUUGUUGUCAAUUAACAUCAAAAAUUGGUUUCUUAAAUACAGAGGGUGGUCAAAAUGUUUGGAAUAGGCAACUUUUUUUCUCUCACAAAAAAGUUCAACAUGCUGUAACUUUUUAUAAACUGCACCCACUCGCAUAACUGUCCCAUAUGGAUAGGAAUCCCAGCAAAGAUGGGACUGUUAUGCGAGUGGGGACAGUAAAGUGCAUCAAAAAUUCUCAAAUUUUGACUGCUUGUCAACCUAUUAUAUGUGCAUCACUGGUUAAUAUUUGGGCUCGAUUGGUUAAUCCUUUACCAAGCUAGAACCGUUCUCAUGAAAUACUAUUUUUAGGUAACUAAUUUUUUAACUGCCAUAUCUCGGAAACCAGUGAUCCGAAUUGAAUGAAAUUUUAAACGUUUAUCAACAAUAUACAUAUUGAUAAUCAAUUCGACGUUAUAUAAUUUAAUAUUUUCUGACGACGAAUAAAGUUAUAGUGGUUUGACAUUUUCACUCAUAUAGAGGAAAAUAACUCAAAUUUACAAUAUCACACAAAAAAUGCUAAAUGUGUUCUUCCUUCAAUCCAAAUUGGCUCUAAAUAUAACUUAUUAUAGAUAUUUUGAGAACAGAAGUAGAAAAUCUUUGGAUCGAAACUAAAAAUUAAUCACAUUGAUGUAAAAAAAAUACGAUUUUUCGAGAAAAAUCCAAAAAGUGUCAAUCCAUUACAACUUUUUUCAACGUUUUGAAAGUACCUAUGUUUUGAAGUCUUUUUAAGCAUUAGUAUUUUGUUGAUAAACGUUCAAAAAAUUAUUUAAUUCGGUUCACUGGUUUCCGAGAUAUAGCAGUUCAAAAAUAAGUUCUCUAAAAUAGUGUUUUACGAGAACGGUUCUAGCUUCGCUAAAGAUUAACCAUUCAAGCUCAAAUUUGUACCAAUGAUGCACAUAUGAUAGUUUGACAAACAGCCAAAAUUUGAGAAUUUUUGAUGCACUCAAUGAAAAGUUACAGCAUGUUGAUUUUUUUGAGCGAAGAAAGAGUUGCCUAUCCCAAAUAUUUUGGCCACCUGUAUGUAUAAUAUUUAGCACAGACAGUACUCGUGGCUAAUAGAAGAUUGAUAGAACACACACAACGGAGUUUUUAUCGCUUCCUGCAUCAUAAAUUUAUGCAGUUGUUUUUCAUGUUCGGGUCAUAUCUACACCCGAUUCUUUUUCGCACGGGUCGUUUUUCUUCCAUAACUAGUCAAUUUUGAACCUGUUGAGUUGAUUUUUCGUAUACGUAUAGUACUAACCGUGUCUCACAGUGUACAAAUUUUCAUUUGAAUCAGUUAAAAACUGACUAAGUUAUGACUAAAAUUUGCCCCGUGCAAAAAAGGAUCGAGUGUAUUUGUUUAUUCUACCCUGAAUAUACGUUUAUAAUGAACAAUUGUUCUCUAUUCAACAAUGUCUAACUUUCAAAACUGAAUGUAAUUUGGAAAUUUAUUAAAAAAAAAAACGAAUAAAACGUCACAUUAGACAUUAAAAUUUGGAUAACAACCUGUUAUUAUGUAGCCCUAAGUCAUUCGUUUCAUUAGGUUAUCAUAGUUUGAUCGAAAUUACGUAAAAAUGCAUACAUACGUAGUUACAAGUGAUUAAUUUAAAUAGUGUAUUGCAAACAGCGACACUGACACGCAGAAUGACUCUUAUACAAAUCACACGCAUCACGGCUUUUACAUCGCUUGUUUUUUUAAGCGGCUCCAUUACGUUGCUUUUUGUACGCAAAGAUGCUCAUGUCCCACAGUCUACCAGUGUUCAUUAACGAAGGAAAACAGAAAUCUAAAGAAACAUUAAUAAUACAUAUAAGAGACAUGCUGCCCCUAUGCGACUAAAUAUACAUAAAAUGCAUGAAGUGACAUGACAUUCGAAACUAGUGUGAGAUUCGAGACGACAGGUAGAGGACAGCAUCAGUUUCCAUCCAAAAAAGGCAGUUUUUAGAUUUGUAUCAGCAUAAACCGGGAUAAAACAUCUGCCUCUCUGCAACGAGUAAAACAACUUCGAUUACAUGCUUCAAAGUGUUCAAGUAAAUAAAAAAAAUCAAUGAAUAUGAAAUAAAGCGAUAAUAUGCUGAUUGACCCUA
This is a messenger RNA of Aedes albopictus (Asian tiger mosquito), 5435 nucleotides long. RefSeq names its product protein hu-li tai shao (gene hts). Bases 373 to 2529 code for a protein of 718 amino acids. Gene Ontology annotation, cellular component: plasma membrane; postsynaptic density; cytoskeleton. Gene Ontology annotation, molecular function: actin filament binding. Lineage: Eukaryota; Metazoa; Arthropoda; Insecta; Diptera; Culicidae. The record is from RefSeq and is a predicted model, not a curated record. The transcript has 13 exons.